UCACCAACCAGGACAGGAGCCAUAAAGAGAUAGCAAGGAGCCCAGAAUCCAUGCCGGGCUCGCAGUGCGUGCGCCAGUGUGUAUUUGUAGGGGUCGGCCCAGACCAGGAGCUGCUGCGUAGCAAUAAUAUCUGGCAUUUACGCAGCUAGGCCUCCGCGCCAGACACUGUUCUAAUGCUUAUCCCAUCCUCCUUAAGACCUCAGGGCAACCCUGUAUGGUGGUGAUAACUCUGUGGCCAGUAAGAACCCCUAUCCUUAACCCCAUUGUGCAGACGCAAGACUGAGCAAGCGUGGAGACAUUCUGUGGGAAGAAGCAGGGUGGCUCUCCCCAGCUCUCAGGCCAAAGACAAUCAUGAAAAUCUGGAUGGGGGCCGGCCUGCGUGUCGGGGAGCCGCCCAGUCCCCCUCCAUCGGGGUUACCGGGCACCGGCCUGCGACUGCGGACUGCGCAAGCGCGCCUUUGGGCAGCUCCCCGACGCGCGGUGCCUGCCGCAGCCGGCAGCGCGGUGGAGGCAGCGCCAUGGUCGCCGCGCGUUUUGGCUGCAGGCUCUGCGUGGGCGGCGCCCGCCCCCGCCCCGGGGUGGCCGGCACGGUCAUUCCGGUCGGCCGGACUGUCAUACAGACCUCCAUGAGCCGGUCCCAGGUAGUCCUGCUGGGCCUGAGCCUGCUGCUCAUGCUGCUACUGUUCAUGGGGCUGCCAGGCCCCCCUGAGCAGACCUCCCGGCUCUGGGGAGACGCCAAUGUCACAGUCCUGGCUGGUCUCACCCGGGGCAACUCCCCCAUCUUUUACCGCGAGGUGCUCCCGCUCCACCAGACACACAGGGUGGAGGUGGUGCUGCUCCACGGAAAGGCCUUUAACUCGCACACAUGGGAGCAGCUGGGCACACUGCAGCUGCUGGCACAGAGGGGCUACCGGGCUGUGGCCCUUGACCUCCCAGGUUUCGGGAACUCAGCACCUUCGAAGGAGGCGAGCACUGAGGCAGGGCGGGCGGAGCUGCUGGAGGGAGUACUGAGGGACCUGGAAGUGCAGAAUGCCGUGCUGACCCCAACUCUCAUCCUGUAUGGGGAGCUGGACAGAAACCUGGCGCGGCAGUCACUGCAGCAGCUCCGUCACCUGCCCAACCACUCUGUAGUGAAGCUCCGGGACGCAGGCCAUGCCUGCUACCUCCACAAGCCACAAGACUUCCACCUUGUCCUCCUUGCCUUCCUUGACCACUUGCCUUGAGCUUGCCUACUGCCCAGGUCCCAGGUCUGGCCUGAGCUUGGAGGGUCAGGCCAGUCCCCACAGAGGCAGACCCUAGGAUCUGAGGGCCAGGUCUAGUCAGGAACUAUCAUUUCAUCUCUCAAGCAGAAUAAAAAAGCAUUUUUGCAUA
Manis pentadactyla (Chinese pangolin) is the source of this 1371-nucleotide messenger RNA. RefSeq names its product abhydrolase domain containing 14A (gene ABHD14A). The transcript has 5 exons. Bases 519 to 1223 code for a protein of 234 amino acids. Lineage: Eukaryota; Metazoa; Chordata; Mammalia; Pholidota; Manidae. Gene Ontology annotation, cellular component: cytoplasm. The record is from RefSeq and is a predicted model, not a curated record.